AUGGCUGACAAGGAGAAACUAAUAUUGGCGGAUUCUGUCGAAGAUCCUAGCAAAGCAGUCAGAAGCAAAAUCGAGUCAAACAAGUCAAAGCUACCAUGGUAUUUUGCAAGUGGCUUCCUGCUGUUCUGGGGACUGCUCUUUUUCGCUGUGGUAAUACCUCGCUUCUAUAAGCUGCCCACAGCUUUAACAAUGGAGGACGCAAGUAGGAAUGUAUUCAUAGCAGAACGUGCCUACAAAAAUCUGUACACACUGUCCAAUAUUGGCACCAAGUUGGCAGGCAGUUGGGAAAACGAGGUUGAAGCAGUCAGCUUUAUUGUAAAAGAUCUGGAACAAAUCAAAGCAGAUCUCCUGGAGGACUAUUUCGAUAUGGAAAUCGAUGUGUCACAGGUAUCGGGAGCAUUUCCAUAUAAAACUGUAUUGAACAUGUACCAAGGCGUUCAAAAUAUUGCUGUCAAAUUAUCGCCGAAAGGAAGUACCAGUGAGACGUAUCUCCUUGUCAACAGCCACUUCGACUCGAAGCCAUUUACUCCGUCAGCAGGUGAUGCGGGCUUUAUGGUUGUCACGAUGUUGGAAGUCUUGCGUGUGCUCGCUACAACGAAGCAGACCUUUGAACAUCCGAUUGUCUUCUUGUUUAAUGGAGCCGAAGAAGGUUCUAUGCAAGCAUCGCAUGGCUUUAUCACUCAACACAAAUGGGCGCCGUACUGCAAAGCUGUCGUCAACCUUGAUGCUGGUGGGAGCGGAGGACGGGAGAUUCUCUUUCAGAGUGGUCCCAACCACGCAUGGAUUGUGAAUUAUUACAAAAACUAUGUGAAAUAUCCUUUUGCAACGACCAUGGCUGAGGAAGUUUUCCAAUUAGGCAUUGUCCCGUCAGACACAGACUUCCGACAGUUUAACCUAUAUGGCAAUAUUCCUGGAUUGGACUUGGGGCAGUGUAUUAAUGGAUAUUUAUAUCAUACAAAGUACGAUACGAUCGAUGCGAUUCCUCGGGAAUCCUUGCAGAACACAGGCGAUAACGUCCUCAGUGUGGUGCGAGGCUUGGCAAAUGCAACAGAAUUGGCUGAUAUAAGAGCUCAUAGGACCGGACAUGCUGUCUUCUUCGACUUCCUUGGAUUCUACUUCAUCCAUUACUCAGAGACAACGGGAGCAUAUUUGAACUUGAGCGUUGCUGGAGUUGCCUUAAUUCUUAUUUUCAUUUCAAUGUGGCGCAUCACAGCUGUGUCCAACGUUUCCAUAUUCCAUUUGACUUGCUGGUUCAUAUUGGUCUUCACCGUUCAGCUUAUUUCCGUAGUUCUCGGACUUGUCCUUCCAGCUGUGGUGGCAUCUGUGUUUGACUCUAUGGGAUUGUCGCUGACCUACUAUAGCAGCCCAAUGCUGAUUAUUGGCCUUUAUGUGUGCCCCUCACUAAUUGGCCUCAGUCUGCCCACGACAAUUUAUCAUAUAUUACAACGAAACGAUAAAAUAUCAAAUGCGUUCCACCUUCAACUGUCCCUACAUGCACAAGCCACUAUCCUAGCUGUAUUAACCAUCGGUCUCACACUGUUUGGCCUGCGUUCAACAUAUAUUUUCAUGAUUCCACUCAUUUUCUACGCCGUGUCCUUGGCCUUUAACUUGUUGACAACUCUGCACGACCGCGGCUAUGCCUGGACGGGCGUCCUUAAAGUUAGCCAGAUAAUUCCUUUCCUGUACAGCAGCUACAUCGUUUAUACAUUCAUUGUCAUCCUGACACCUAUGGGAGCACGUUCAGGUAGUGCCAGUAAUCGGGACUUGUAUAUUGCUCUAUUGGCAGCAUUAGGAACGGUUCUAUCAUUCGGUUUUUUGGUUCCGCUCAUUAAUAGUUUCCGACGACCCAGCCUUGUGGUGCUCUCUCUGUUGGCAAUCACAGCUGUCACCAUAUACUUGGCCAGUAGCACUCAGCUUGGAUUCCCGUAUCGCCCGAAGACAAGCGGCCAGCGAGUGGCUUAUCUGCAAGUGCGAAACAAGUUCUACGAGUACGAUGGAACUCUGAGCAAGGACGAGUCUGGAUACUUCUUUAAUUUCCAGGAUCGACGUAACGAAAAGCCGCUUUUGGGCACAAAGGUCAAUCUGACUGGACUGGUUAGCAUUAAACCGAACUGCGAUGAGCACAUGAUGUGUGGCAUGCCUCUGUAUGACUAUCGCUUUGUUCAGAACCGACUACAGAGCAAAUGGCUGCCUCGAGCUAAUCCCAUCGAACUAUCUGAAUCAAAUACAGAAUUGGAAUUGGUAUCAAAAACCGAAGUAAAUGCUACAACUGUGCGCUUUGUGUUCAAAGUUUCAGGUCCUUCCCAUAUGAGUUUGUUUAUCCAGCCUUAUGAAGACGUGAAGAUUGUCAACUGGUCACUUUCACUUGAUUAUCUUAAGAAUCCCCCAGCGCAUCCGCUCUCGUUUCAUAUAUAUUUUACGCAUGGCAUUGAUAGCUCUCCGUGGACCUUUUGCAUGGAAAUAUCGAAACUUGAUGGGGAUUUUAAUGUACCUUUGUUUCAACUGGGCGUCUCUGCCCAUUACAUUGGAGAUAAAGGAGAUGCUGAGAGUGAGAAGUUCGCCUCAUCAUUCCCUUCCUACUCUAUUCUAGCCACUUGGCCUGUACUCUACCAGCGAUUUAUUUUUUAA
Molecule: messenger RNA, 2628 nt
Organism: Drosophila hydei
Lineage: Eukaryota; Metazoa; Arthropoda; Insecta; Diptera; Drosophilidae
Product: endoplasmic reticulum metallopeptidase 1-like
Exons: 10
Coding region: 1-2628 (875 amino acids)
Biological process (GO): proteolysis
Molecular function (GO): metalloexopeptidase activity
Source: RefSeq, a predicted model, not a curated record